UGAAACAUGAAGCUUUAAUCUGCAGAGACGCUGAUCCUGCAUGAUAACACUCACCAGAGGAACAGAACAGAGACAGACGGACAUCAGGAGGACAUUCACUGAACACAGACUGAGCGACUCCACCUGAACUCACAAACUCAAAGUGUGAUGUCCUCAGGUCCGCAGGACUCCAGCGUUGAGCAGCGUCGGCUGCAGAGGAGAGAACUCACAUCAUAUCAGAUUUUCCCGGAGCCAUCGGAGCAGCUGGAGCCGGGGCAGGUGAAGGAGCGUCUGCCCUCCAUCGUGGUGGAGCCGUCGGAGGAGAGCGAGGAGGAGAGCGGAGGACUGCAGUGGCCUACUCUUCACACACAGACCUCCGUCAGUGAGGAGGAGGAGGAGGAGGAAGACCCUUUCCAGGAUAACUGUGAGCCCAACAGAGCCGGUCAGGGGGAGCAGAUCAAUGCAGACGGAGUUCCUCAUUUUAAACGUUCGUCGAUUCCUGGUAUUCAGAUCGAGUACAGCAGACUGACUCCGCCCCCUUCGCCGACGUCAUCACACGCGGCCCCGCCCCGUUUCCGCAACUGAGCACAAACACCAAAAUCAUCAUCAGCAUAGCACUGCAUUUACACUCAUUCAUCAUAACUGAAGCAUUCAAAUUUAGGAUUAUUUUCAUUUACCUUUUUUCAAGGUUUAACUUUGAAAUAUCUGUCUCAAAGUCAUUAUGUUGACACAAAUGCGAAUUUUGAGCGGGUACCAAAUAGUAAAUUACACUCAUUAAACUGUAGAGGGCUCCAAAGUCACCAAAAAUAGGCAAAACUACAUACAGUUGUUUUAAAUGAAAUGUUUCUAGAUUUUGAAAAAUGAUGAGAAAUCUCUUAGUUUAUGCUGUGUUUCUCAUUGACUAAUCACAUGUAAGUAAAUGAGUGUCACUGAUCAUGAGACGCUCAGAUUGAAGACUCUUUGGAUCAUCUCAGGUCACGAUGAUCAUCAGCUUUAGUUCACGAAGCUCCAGACACCAAAUACUUUCUCACAUUCAUGAAUAUUUCUCGCAGACUGUAAUAUAUAUUGCAUAGAAACAUGCAAAACUAGUUCAAACAGUAGAGCGUGUGCUUGCAACACCAAGCUCAGGGGUUAGAUUCCCAGGAAAAGCAUGAUCAAAAGAUUAAACGUAAACUUCCAGUGCAGUGGCUUUGGAUAAAAUAAUGUCUGCCAAAUGUAGAAAUAUGAAUGUAAAUUUCUCUAGUGGUGUAAGAUGUACAUUAUGAAUCUGUUGACUGAAAGCGUGAUGCACAUUCAGAUAUAUGUAUGAAUAACUGCAGAUGAUAAUGACUGUUAGAAUCACAGUCUGCCUUGAUAUUUAACCACAAUAUUGGAGUUGUAGAUGAUAUAGUAUCACACCACAUCUGUGUCCCUGCAGCACAGAAGCAGUCAUCAGUAGCACAGGUAUAUUUGUAGCAAUAGUCAACAAUACAUUGUA
Molecule: messenger RNA, 1456 nt
Organism: Cyprinus carpio (common carp)
Lineage: Eukaryota; Metazoa; Chordata; Actinopteri; Cypriniformes; Cyprinidae
Product: protein LBH
Biological process (GO): positive regulation of DNA-templated transcription
Cellular component (GO): nucleus
Source: RefSeq, a predicted model, not a curated record